GAGAAAGAGACAGAAAGAGAGAGAGAUAGAGAGAGAAAGAGAGAGAGAGAGACUGAAACCCCAUAAUGCACUGCACGCUGCAGGGCUGAAGUCGUGCAGAUUCAUCAGUUCCUGUUCGGAGGGAUUGUGUGUGAGCACACAAACUCAUACACCCAAGAUCGAGUGCGAGAGAAACACACACACAGACAACCAGGCAGAGAGAAGUGCCUUCUUUCGAUGACCCCUUUGGCUGUUUGGCUCUACUGAAGCCACCUCUGCCUCUGUGCCUGUCCAUGUCUGCUGGAGUUGCCAGUCACACCAGGAGCCCCAGGACUGCCAACCCCAUUCACUGAGCCAGUCUCCACACCACUGACACCACCCCCCUCCAUCUCCUGCUCUGUCUGACAGGCAGACCUCUCUCCAUCCAUGCCACUAAGCCCUCCUCUGUGCAAGUCAACCACUCCUCCCUCCUCUGCAGACAGAGCCUGAUACUGAAGACAGACAGCUUUUAACGGCUGCUUUGAGCGGAAGGAGAUUGUCUCUCUGCUGUCCCCUCCACCGCAGCCUUCUCCUCCUCCUCCUCCUCCUCCUCCUCCUUCUCCUUCCUCCUCUCCUCCAGCCCUGCAUCUUUUCAUCAUGGGCCAACUUGAUCGAUAAUGUGUUUUGCCAUUCGUCUCAUCUGACAGUUCAGCCGAGGAGCGAGGUGAUAGAGAGGACUGCCGUGUGUGUUUGAGAGAGAGCGAACGAACGAAAGAGAGAGAGAUUACAAAGCAAACCUCUGUGGCCGUCACCAGCCCAGGCCCUGGGUGACAGGCUGUGAAGGAUUCCUAUUACAGCCACAAACAGACUCUUAGGAUGGGCCGCAGGUGGUAGGCGAGUCCCAAAGCCUCACAGGCUUUACCUCUGAAUCAGACCCCGGAGACAAAACUUCUUAAAACCGUCCGUUUCCCAUGUCCUUUACCUAUUCUUUCUCAUCAUUCGUCCCAGUGUCGUUAGAAACAUACAGACGCGCACAUAAUUGCAUUUCCCGGAUACCCAUUCCUCUCAAUCGACCCCUCCUGCCUGGUUCGAAAUGGCGGUAAACGUGACACCGAUCCGGGACACAAAGUGGCUGACGUUGGAGGUUUGUCGGGAAUUCCAGAGAGGAACGUGUUCACGACCGGACAGCGAAUGCAAGUUCGCCCACCCUGCCAAGAGCUGUCAGGUGGAAAACGGCAGGGUCAUUGCCUGUUUUGAUUCACUCAAGGGCCGCUGUUCCAGAGAGAACUGUAAGUACCUGCAUCCUCCUCCUCACCUAAAGACCCAGCUGGAGAUCAAUGGAAGGAACAACCUCAUCCAGCAGAAAAACAUGGCCAUGCUGGCACAGCAGAUGCAGCUCGCCAAUGCCAUGAUGCCCGGAACACAGCUACAGCCAGUGCCGAUGUUUUCAGUCACACCCAGCCUUGCAACCAAUGUCAAUGCUGCUGCGGCGGCGGCCGCUGCGUUUAACCCCUACCUUGGCCCUGUGUCGCCCGGCCUGAUGCCCACUGACAUCUUGCCCAGCGGCCCUGUACUGGUCACCAGCAACCCCAAUGUCCCCGUACCAGCUGCUGCUGCUGCUGCUGCACAGAAACUCAUGAGAACAGACAGACUGGAGGUAUGUCGGGAAUACCAGCGGGGUAACUGCACACGUGGGGAAAACGACUGUCGCUUUGCCCACCCUGCAGAUAGUACAAUGAUCGACACCAACGACAACACAGUCACUGUGUGUAUGGACUACAUUAAGGGCCGCUGCUCGAGGGAGAAGUGCAAGUACUUUCACCCUCCGGCUCACCUGCAGGCCAAGAUCAAAGCCGCCCAACACCAAGUCAACCAGGCUGCUGCUGCUGCAGCCAUGACUCAGUCGGCUGUCAAAUCACUGAAGCGACCCCUCGACGCAACUUUUGACCUGGGGCUCCCUCCCGUCUUGCCUCCUUUACCAAAGAGACCUGCACUUGAAAAAGCCAACGGUGCCACCACUAUGUUCAAUGCUGGCGUAUUCCAGUACCAACAGGCCCUGGCCAACAUGCAGUUUCAGCAGCAGGCUGCCUUCAUACCAUCAGGCUCGAUAUUGUGCAUGACACCUGCAACAAGUGUUGUACCCAUGAUGCACGGUGCUACUCCAGCCACUGUGUCUGCAGCCACCACAUCUGCCACAAGUGUUCCCUUUGCAACCGCAACAGCCAAUCAGAUUCCAAUAAUAUCUGCAGACCAUCUGACUAGUCACAAGUAUGUGACCCAGAUGUAGGAGUCUCAAUCAGAACAAUGGAACUGGAGCGUGCUGGUGUCAAGUCCAAGAUUAAAUGGUCACCCCUCAUGCCUGUAACAUCGAGAGCGAAAUGGAGAACCAAAUCUCAAUUGUUUUUGGAAUAAAUCUGCAUGUUAACAUUAAGGAGGCACAGUUUGUUAGGAUUGUUUUCAUGUGUACUUCACGCACACUAUUACACAACAACAACAACAACAAAGAAAAAGAACAUCAUUUGCAUUAAAGACUGCCUUUCGCUCUGUAGAGGCAACUUACCUUUAUUCACCGGACACACUUUGAAUGUUAACAUGAGGUAAAUGUGUGGAGCAGUCAUAAAAAAAACAAAAAAAAAACAACAAAAACAAUCGGCUGGAUUGGUACGUCCAUUGACCAAGAAUCAUGACUUAUGUUUUGUUUAUUGGUUGUUGGUCUCUGACCUAAAUGUGUUCAUUUGUUUACACAGAGGUGCACCUUGUAUUUCAGUUGAGGUAAAAAAAAAAAAAAGGAAGGGGAAAUCUGACUGAACCACAUAUGCAUGCACACUGAUUUUCUUUAUGAUUUUCUUUUGUUAAACCAAUGAUAAGGGAAAUAACACGAGUGCACUCAGAGGCAAAAUAGCAACUGAAUGUCUGUGAGGUGUCUUUCAAACCUUUGUAGCCUACCUUUCUAUCUCUUAAGCACAUGUCUUUAACCUUGCAGGCGUCCCUGUAAAGUGCCAUACAUCUCAAAAUACAUGAAUGGUAUUGAAGCAGUGUUACAAAGUGUUCAAUCAACAAUUCCCUUUAAUACGUCUAUUUUCUCUCUCGGACAGCAUGUAGUGUCCAGUGUCGUGACUUCCUGUCAUUACCUGUGAUUCCCAAUAGCACCACAGCUGAUUGAUUACCUUCCCUAAAUUGUCUGCUUUACUCAAAUCUUCUACUGAAUGAUUUUUUUUUUUUUUAAGACUUUGUUCUUGAUUUGACAGGAAACAACUGGAUCUGUGCUGACAGAUCUCUCCAUGAUCUUUAAGUCUAUUGACUCUAAAAGUCAGAUGAGUUGUAAGCAGGGAGGUCUUGGCCAGCGCGAGAGACCAAAGACUCUCCUGAUGAUGGAUAGCUUUGAAACAACAGGGCGAUCAGUUGGUAUCCAAACUGAAGUCAAAAAUCGACGGUGCAACUGGUGAUGGAUAUGUGAUUUGUAUGACAUGAUCUGUUUUUCAUGUUUGUAUGGUUAUGCAUAUUUUAAGGCAGACUGUCAACGUAGAUUCAGUGUAGUGUAUAUAUAGUCUGACAUAUUUAAGAAUAUUUGUUUAAUACGUCUACCUGAGAGCUGUUUUCAGAUAGUCAGCCAAAGUCUUUUUGUGUCACUGUUAAACUAGAUAUUGUAGGUAGAACUAGAGGGACGACAUUUCUGAAACACGUGGGCCGUGUUAGCGAGCCCAAAGGAAGAUGAGCUGUAAAGAGUAGAUCUCUAGAACUCUUUGUUUUCGUUGUGUUCUGGGUGUUCUUCAGGCAUAUUUAAUUGGUGGAUAGUACAGGGAAAGUGGCAAGAAUAUAAACGAUUGUAUUACUCAUCCAAAGCCUUAGAAUGUACCAUCGGGUCAGCACAAUGCAACAUGCCAUUUUGAACCAUCCAGUUGCCUAAUCCACGCCAUAUUGACACAUACACACACACACACACACACACAUACACACACACACCUACACACACAGAGCACUAUGUAAUUGUCACUUUUUUGUCAGUGUUUUCUUAACUUCCUUGUAGUUUUUUUGUUUUUGUUUGUUUGGUUGUUUUUUUUCUUUAGAUGAGGAGUGUUUUACAUUAUUUUGUUUGGAUGAUAUUUUGAUAUUUAGUUCAGAUUUUCAGUUUUGCUUAUUCUAUUUAUCUUUCUUACAAUGAAUAUAAGGUAAAAAAAAAAAGAAAAAAGGAAAAAAAAGUGUGUGUUUGUGUGUUCCUCAUGCACAGUUUCCUGAAAUUCCAUGUAAUGUUAAUUUUAGUAUGAUUAUGAUUGUAAACUCAAUAUUUUCUACGUUAUGCAUAUUGUUGAACUGUAUGCAUAUUGUUCAUUUCUCUAGUCCUUUUGUGUUCUUUGAACAAAGAUGUUUUAUAUGAGUAUCUAACAGUGAUGAAAUAAUAGAACAGAGAGGCUAAGUUGUCACUGUGGCAACCAUCGCCGAUAACCGAGUAAUAUUUUAAUGAUUGUAAGGUUUGUAACUAGUCAUAUAAGAAAAAAAAAGACUAUUAUAAAAAAUCUAGUUCUUAGAUGUUUAGAGUAAAGAUGUUAUUUUCUACUGUAUCCAUUUCAAAUAGUAACUAUUGUUUUAAUAUUUUUACUCUCCCUGGAAAUUGGGCCAUGUUGGAAAACAAGCUGCAUAUUUGAUCACUUUUUCGGGGGCGUUGCUGGCGGGGUCAGGUGAACGUGGUGAGUAAGGAACUGAGUCGUCACACUCAUCUCUUACUUAGCCAACUGCAAACAACAAGGGUGGGUUGGGGAAUCUCGAGGCGACAAAGGUGAUAAAGGUUGACUUUUUUGCACUUCUGUACAUAGUCAAAAAAAGAGAGAAUCAUGUAUAUUGAGAUCUUAUUUUGAAUAAAAAAAAAUAAUGUCUAUAAUGACAAGGAAUUUUGCUAGGAUAACAAAAAAAAUCUUAUGAAAGGCUGAACAAAAUUGCUUGCAUCAAAAGGGCACUGAGUUCUCACUCUCCGACCCCUUUCAGAAAAGGCCAAGUGUUGCUCUUCUUUUUUGUCAGCAGCUUGUAGUUUGCCAGGUAACCUUCCGGAGGAGGCGUCCACUAACCUCCAGCGUAAGGGCCUGACUGGGUUUGUCUGGUCCCCUAACCUGCCUGUAGUGACAGGUCUGUGUGUCAUGGCCACGCCCUCCCAGGCCCAACAAAUCACAACACGUCCUGUCUCUUUACUUUACUCAGAGAGGAAUGCAUGUUAAAGGAAAUACAUAUACCGUUUAAAAAAAAAAAAAAAAAUCACGACAGUAAUAUUGAAUAAGAAAACAUGUUACACAGAAAGAUGUAUUUACAGUAUACAAUAUUCUAUCAAUGUAAUGGAAUAAAAUAUAUAUAAAAAAUACAAAAAUAGAAUAGUGGUUUAUUUAAAAAAAUAAAUAAAAAAAAGAUUCCUGAAAAUAUACUCACUAAAGUUUUACCACUUGGAGAGUUAAAAUACAUGCAACACAAACACCAUAGCUAUAAGUAUGUUCUUUAUGUUUAUGUAAGCUGUGCUUCUAGUAGAUGAAACUGACCAAACAGGAAUGUAGUUCAACAUCAGGGGCAGAGUUUAGGAAUCAUUUCAGACUGAAAUACUGUUUAGUGGUUUGGUCAUCAAGUCGUUAGUUUGAAAUAUUGUCCUGAUCAUCUUUGUCAUCUCUCAUCUCCUACAAGCACGCAUGCUUACGUUUAUAAUAUAAUGUAAACUGAACUUUUUUUUUUUUUUUCAUUUGUUGUUUGUUUUUCUCUGCUUGUAGUGCUAAUAUGAUGUAUUCUGUCUUCUGCUGCAGUUUGUUUCUGCUUGUUUUACUGCUCCAGGCCCCCUGAAAGAAAUGUUGGCUAGCUCACCACCUCCUCUGAAAAGCACCUGUAGAGAAAACCCUCGGAUUGUCAGAGUCUAAAGCCAUAAAAUAUAAUCUCAUUAGAAUGAAAUGUGUGAGAAGAAACCCGGAAAGACAGAGGUGGGAAAUUGUACCUUGUGAAGCUGGUAGGAACGUGUCUGCUGGGGUUUUAUUAACUACAACAUCAUGUAAUAAUAACUGAACUCAUGAAUGUAGCUAAUAUAACCUGUGGUGUGCUGUGCCAACUUUGAUGGAUGUGUGUGGUUAAGGAAAAACUUCAUGAUACAUUUUUUUUCAUGGGGCCUGCAUUGCUAUAUUUGAUUCUUGCUGUUAUGAAUAAAAAAAAAUGUAAUAAAAAUUUACAAAUGAACUGAAGUAAAAAA
This is a messenger RNA of Larimichthys crocea (large yellow croaker), 6166 nucleotides long. RefSeq names its product muscleblind-like protein 1. The record is from RefSeq and is a predicted model, not a curated record. Gene Ontology annotation, biological process: regulation of RNA splicing. The transcript has 11 exons. Gene Ontology annotation, molecular function: RNA binding; metal ion binding. Bases 1052 to 2245 code for a protein of 397 amino acids. Lineage: Eukaryota; Metazoa; Chordata; Actinopteri; Sciaenidae. Gene Ontology annotation, cellular component: nucleoplasm; cytoplasm.